Messenger RNA from Bolinopsis microptera, 12158 nucleotides. RefSeq names its product mucin-3A-like. The transcript has 41 exons. The coding region runs from base 1 to 12111 and encodes 4036 amino acids. The record is from RefSeq and is a predicted model, not a curated record. NCBI's taxonomy places the organism in Eukaryota, Metazoa, Ctenophora, Tentaculata, Lobata, Bolinopsidae.
AUGGGGUUGAGUCUGUUGAAGUGUUCUUCUGCAUGUACUUUUGAUAACAAUAGUAUCGAGAACGAGGUAGAGAUGGAGAUAUGUGCUCACGAGGGUGCGGAGGAGGGACUGGAUUGUAACGUGACGGCCAACUGCGGGGAAGUUGGCUGUAAUUACCCGACCACUCCAACCACACCCCCACCUCAUGUCUGUUCUACGUGUAAGUUACCAAUUAGUGAUAUCUGUGAUCAGGAUUCUAGUAACAUUGAGUCCUGUGAGCUAGUGAACUGUACCGCUGGUGUUAGCCAGUGUUUUACCAAGGUCGACUCCUGCAAUAUCAGUUAUGGUUGUAAAACCCCGGAAAUUACCGAUUGCGAGGAAGAUUCUGACAAUUGUUCUGUUUGUGAAGAUGAAGAGUGUGCUCUGGAUACAACCCCCCUCUGUGUACCAGGCGGAGGAUGUAUAGAGCAACCUCCUCAUGUCUGUAGCACCUGUACCCACCAAGCUUGUGGUAGUGACGUUACGGAUACCUGUCAAGACUUCCAGGACUGUCCUUCCGGGGUGAGGGAGUGCUAUUCCCAGUUUGAUGCUUGUGAAAUAACCCAGGGAUGUAAACCUCCAGAACUAGCAUGUGAAGAAGGGUCUACAACGUGUUCGGUAUGUGAGGAUAAAGAGUGUAAUCUUGAUUCAGAUUCUCUAUGUAAAGAGGCUGGUUUCACAACAGACCCUCAGUUCUUCAAAGGGCUGGCUGCAGCCUCCACCACGCUGUCUUGUAUCCUGGCGUCAUCCCAGUGGUCUGCCACACUUAUCUGGACAAAAGACAACCAACAGGUUGGUAACACAGAAUCAGUAGCAGCUAACCAGCUCUACACCUCCACAUACCCCGUAACACUGUCCCUGAGCACCGCCGGAGUGUACAAGUGUGCUGCUACUUACCCGACCCAGACGGUCGGAAGUCAGACCUUGUCUCAGGGCACUGUGUUCAGUGGAGAGGCUGAGAUCGUUGUGUUCGAUGUCAUCCCAAUCGAAAAAGAAGUAGAAACAGGCACGGACGCCACCCUGUCUUGUGUAGCCAGUGGUAUCACCAAGCAACUGAACGCAGUCUCCUGGAAGAAGGACGGUAGUGACGUCACAUCUCUCUCCAAUAUUAACUACGUAGUUAGCACGGGGGUUAUAGUCUCCUCCACCCAGACCACAACUCUAACGGUUAAAGCUGCCCUUAACACGGCUGAUUCCACCUACACUUGUGUUAUUUCUUCUGAUGAGUACGGGAUUACGGACAGAGAGACGACUGUUAAUCUGAACGUAUUCACCAUAACUGUAAAUGAUAAGUCAGUGGUUCCACUUGCUGCCCAGACAAUUAUCACUUGCACUAUCACUGGACUAUCACAAGACACCACUAUAGCCUGGCUUGGUCCUGAUAACAACGAGAUAUCUACUUCUGAUACCAACAACUAUGUUGUUAAUCAAGGCUCUUAUUCCGCUGGAAGCAAAGCGUCAACUCUGACUAUAUUCAAAGCAAAAUUAGGGACCCUCUCUUCGGAUGUGAACUACUCCUGCAAACUGAAAUCAGCUUUGUACUCAGAUUCACCAGAGGUCAUUAAAGCAAUGACACUUACCAUCCUCGAAUUUGGAGUCCGGCCUGCUAACAUUGAAGUACUAGCCGGAGCUGAUGCUACGCUCUCGUGCGUCAUUACCGGCAUUACUCAGCAGCUGAACACGGUUGUCUGGAAGAAAGUUGGCACGGAUGUUACAACUUUGUCAGGAAGCAACUAUGUUGUAUCUGCAGGGACUUACGGUUCCAACUCUCAAACUACAACGCUAACCGUAAAAGCUGCUGCUAACACAGCUGACUCAAUUUAUACUUGUGCAGUCUCUUCCACUGAAUGGGAGAUAACAAACAGGGAGACGAGUGUUGCUCUGAACGUGUUCGCGGUAACAUUUGUCGACAGAUCCGUAGUGACAUCUUCAGAUCAGGAGCUAACCUGCACCAUCUCCGGCCUUUCUGCAGAGACCAGCGUCACCUGGGUGGACAAUGAUAACUUGUCAAUCCUCGACACUGACACUGAUAACUAUAUCAUAGAUCAAGGGACCUACGCCUUUGGCAGCAAAGCUUCCAUUCUGACGAUCAAGAAAGCAAAGCUUGAUACGUUUAAUGCCGGACAGACUUAUAAUUACAAAUGCAAACUGAAGUCUGCCCAGUAUCCUGACGACUCUCCUUUCGUUGUGAACAUGAUGGUUCUCACUCUUCUUGAACUAAGUGUUCAACCGAUUAACAAGGAGGUCCAAUCUGGAACUGAUGCAACAGUUUCAUGUGUGAUUACCGGAAUCACCCAACAAUUGACAACUGUCGUUUGGAAGAAAGAUAGCACUGAUGUUACAGCUUUGCCAGGAAGCAACUAUGUUGUAUCUGCAGGAACUUACGGUUCCAACUCUCAAACUACAAUCCUUGCUGUUAAAGCUGCUGUUAAUUCUGGUGACUCGACCUACACUUGUGCUAUCACUUCCAACGAAUGGCUUGUAACUGAUCAGCAGACGUCUGUAACUCUCAACACAUUCGCGAUUAAUUUCCCUGACAAGACUGUGGUCGCUAACUCCGAUCAAGUCCUCACGUGUGCUGUAACCGGCUUGUCUGCUGACACUACCGUCACCUGGGUAGACCCAAACAACAACGAAAUAUCCGACUCCGACACCAACAACUACGUCCUCAACCAAGGCAACUACAUCGACGGAAGCAAAGAGUUCUUCCUCACCAUCAAGAAGGUUGUGAUGCAGUCCUUGGCCGAGACCACGGUGUAUAAAUGUAAAGUAAAGUCCGCGGUUUACCCGGUUUACUCGCCUGAAUCUAUCAAUGAAAUGACUCUCACAGCUCUUACUCUUGAGGUGCAGCCAACUGACAAAGAAGUGGAAUCUGGUACCGACGUAACCUUAUCUUGCAUCGUGACCGGAAUCGGGGAGCAGCUGACAGCUGUUGAUUGGAGGAAAGAUGGAACCGAUGUAACAACUUUGUCAGAAGACAACUAUGAUGUAUCAGCAGGGACUUGGGGUUCCAACUCUCAAACUACAACACUUGUUGUAAAGGCUGCUGCUAAUACCGCUGACACAACCUACACUUGUUCUAUCACGUCUUUUGAGUGGCUGGAACAAAACAAAGAGACGACUGUGUCUCUAAAUGUUUUCAGUGCUACCUUUGAAGACAGAUCGAUUGUUACGGUGACAGAUCAAACGAUUACAUGUUCGAUCUCUGGAUUAUCACUGGACACUCCUAUUACCUGGAUAGAUCCUGACAACAGCGAAAUAUCCAACACAGACACUAAUAACUACGACAUAAAUCAAGGAACAUUUAUAACGGGAAGCAAAACUUCAACUUUGACCAUCAAAACAGCCAAAAUAUCCGGAUUAACAUCCGCAGACACAUUCAAGUGUAAACUAAAGUCUGCUCUGUAUCCUACAUAUUCCUCUGACGUGAAUAAAGAAAUGGCUCUGACAUUACUUGUGUUAGAUGUCCAGUCUACAAACAAAGAAGUGGAAUCUGGAACAGAUACAACGAUAUCGUGUGUUAUCUCUGGUAUCACCCAACAACUGAACACUAUCAUUUGGAGAAAAGAUGGAACGGAUGUUACAACUUUGUCAGGAAGCAACUAUGAUGUAUCUGCAGGAACUUACGGUUCUAACUCUCAAACUACAACACUUACUGUAAAGGCUGCUGCUAAUACAGCCAACUCUACCUACACUUGUGCUAUUGCAUCCAAUGAAUGGCUUGUGUCAAAUAGGGAGACGACUGUGGUUCUGAACGUAUUCUCUGUUGCAUUUGAAAACAGAGCUGUUACCACUGCAACUGAUCAAGAUCUUUUCUGUACGAUAAGUGGAUUGUCACAGGACACCCCUGUUACCUGGAUAGACCCUGACAAUAACGAAAUAUCCGAUUCUGACACCAACAACUAUGUCAUUGCUCAAGGCACUUAUAUUUUCGGAAGCAAGGCAUCAACUCUGACCAUCAAAGCAGCCAAGUUUGCUUCUCUAUCUUCAGGAGAUAUGUUCAAAUGUAAACUGAAAUCUGCUCUCUAUCCUACUGACUCUCCGGAGGUGGUGAAUGAAAUGACCCUGACCCUGCUAACACUGGGCGUUCAGGCAAUCAACAAAGAAGUUGAUAUUGGCACAGAGACUACCAUCUCUUGUGUAAUUACUGGUAUCACGAAACAGCUCGACGCUGUUGUUUGGAAGAAGUUUGGCACCGACGUCACUACUUUGUCUGGAAGCAACUAUGAUGUCUCUGAAGGAACUUACGGUUCCAGCUCUCAAACUUCUGUACUGACUGUAAAGGCUGCUGCUAAUUUAGCUGACUCAACCUACGCUUGUGCUAUCACAUCCGAUGAAUGGCUUGUGACUGACUCACAGACCAAUGUCAUUCUCAACGUAUUCGCCGUUACGUUUGAGGACCAAUCUGUCACUACUGCUGCAGCUCAAACUAUAACCUGUGGUAUUACUGGAUUGUCAGCCGAACCCCCCAUCACUUGGAUAGGACCUGAUGAUAAUGAGAUAUCUAGCUCUGACACUAGCAACUACGUCAUCAGUCAAAGUGCAUACCAACUCGGUAGCAAGUCAUCAUUUUUGGCCAUCAAAACAGGAAAACUCUCCACCCUAAGCGCUGCUUCAGUUUUCAAAUGUAAACUGAAGUCUGCAGCUUAUCCUACUGAUUCACCAGAAGUUGUAAAGGAAAUGACUCUUACUCUGCUUGCUUUGGAGGUCACACCUACAAACAAAGAGGUGGAGACUAGUACUGAUGCCACUGUCUCUUGUGUUAUUACGGGUAUCACCCAACAACUGGACAGUAUUGUGUGGAGGAAAAGUGGAACAGAUGUAACGACUUUGUCAGGAAGCAACUAUGUUGUAUCUGCAGGAACUUACAGUUCAAACUCUCAAACUACAACACUCACUGUAAAGGCUGCUGCUAAUACAGCUGAUUCAACAUAUACUUGUGCUAUCACAUCUGAUGAGUGGCUUGAAACAAAUAGAGAGACAACUGUGGUUCUGAACUUAUUCUCUGUUGUAUUGGAGGACAGAGUCGUUUCAACUGCUACAGAUCAGCUACUGACCUGCACUAUCAGUGGACUAGCACAAAGCACUCCUGUAACCUGGAUAGAUCCUGACAACAACGAAAUAUCUGACUCUGACACCAACAACUAUGUCAUUGCUCAAGGCACUUUUAUCUUUGGAAGCAAGGCCUCAACUCUGACCAUCAAGACCGCCAAGUUUGCUUCUCUAUCUACAGAAGAUGUGUUCAAAUGUAAACUGAAGUCUGCUCUCUAUCCUACUGACUCCCCGGAGGUGGUGAAUGAGAUGACUCUGACUUUAUUAUCAUUGGGUGUUCAGCCUAUCAACAAAGAAGUCGAGUCGGGUACAGACACGACUAUUUCGUGCGUUAUCACCGGUAUCACUCAGCAACUGAACGCUGUUGCUUGGAAGAAAGCUGGAACCGAUGUUACAUCUUUGUCUGGAAGCAACUACGUUGUAUCUGCAGGACUUACGGUUCCAACUCUCAAACAACAACUCUUACUUGGAUUGUCGCUGGAAACACCUGUUACUUGGAUAGAUCCUGAUAACAACGAGAUAUCAGACUCUGACACCAACAACUAUGUCAUUGCUCAAGGCAGUUUUAUCUUUGGAAGCAAAGCCUCAACCUUGACCAUCAAAACAGCCAAGUUUGCUUUUCUAUCUUCAGGAGAUGUGUUCAAAUGUAAACUGAAGUCUGCUCUCUAUCCUACUGACUCCCCGGAGGUGGUGAAUGAGAUGACUCUGACUUUACUGUCUCUAGAUGUCCAGGUCAUCAGCAAGGAAGUUGACAUUGGAACAGAAAAUACCAUUUCCUGCGUCAUCACUGGUAUCACGAGACAACUGGACGCUGUUGUUUGGAAAAUGUCUGGCAGCGAUGUAACAACUUUGUCAGGAAGCAACUAUGCUGUAUCUGCAGGAACUUACGAUUCCAACUCUCAGACUACAACACUUACUGUAAAAGCUGUUGCCAAUACAGCUGACACAACCUACACUUGUGCUAUUACAUCUGAUGAGUGGCUUGUUACUGAUAGGGAGACCGUAACAUUUGUUGACCGAUCCUUCAUAACCGCUACUGAUCAAACUAUAACCUGUGCUAUUACUGGAUUGUCAGCAGAAACUCCUGUCACUUGGAUAGGACCUGAUGAUAACGAGAUAUCUAGCUCCGACACUAGAAGCAACUAUGCUGUAUCUGCAGGAACUUAUGGUUCCAACUCUCAAACAACAACACUUAGUGUUAAAGCUGCUGCUAAUACAGCUGAUACAACCUACACUUGUGCUAUCACAUCUGAUGAGUGGCUUCAAACGAACAAGGAAACUUCCGUAUUGCUCAAUGUUUUCGCCAGAAUAGCCGCCCUAACAUCUGGAGACAUAUUCAAGUGUGAACUAAGAUCUGCUUUGUACUCUGUACACUCUCCUGAUGUUGUCAAAAGUAUGGCCCUCUCCUUCCUCGCUCUGGAUGUUCAGCCCAUAGACAAAGAAGUAAAAAGUGGCACUGAUGCAACUGUUUCGUGUGUGAUUUCCGGUAUCACCCAACAACUUGAUGCUGUUGUUUGGAGGAAAAGUGGAACCGAUGUUACAUCUUUGUCAGGAAGCAACUAUGUUGUUUCUGAAGGAACUUACGGUUCCAAUUCUCAAACUACAACACUCACUGUAAAGGCUGCUGCUAACACAGCUGACUCAACCUACACGUGUGCUAUCACAUCCAAUGAGUGGCUUCAGACCAACAAGCAGACCGAUGUUAUCCUGAACGUUUUCUCUAUUGUGUUUGAAGACAAAUCUGUCACGACUGCAACCAAUCAAGAUCUUAUCUGCACGAUCAGUGGAUUGUCACAGGACACACCUGUUACUUGGAUAGAUCCUGAUAACAAUGAAAUAUCAGACUCUGACACCAACAACUAUGUCAUUGCUCAUGACAAUUUCAUCUUUGGAAGCAAAGCCUCAACUCUGACCAUCAAGACAGCCAAGUUUGCUUCUCUUUCUUCAGGAGAUGUGUUCAAAUGUAAACUGAAGUCUGCUCUCUAUCCUACUGACUCCCCGGAGGUGGUGAAUGAGAUGACCCUGACGUUAUUAUCAUUGGGUGUUCAACCUGUUAAUAAGGAAGUUGAAGCUGCAACAGAUGCGGUCGUUUCUUGCGUAGUCACCGGUAUCACUCAACAACUUGACGCUGUUGUUUGGAGGAAAGGUGGAAAUGAUGUAACGACUUUGUCAGGAAGCAACUAUGUUGUAUCUGCAGGAACUUACAGUUCCAAUUCUCAAACUACAACACUUACUGUAAAGGCUGCUGCUAAUACAGCUGACUCAAUCUAUACCUGUUUUUUCACAUCCAACGAGUGGCUUAUCACUGAUAGGCAGACAAAUGUGAUAUUGAAUGUGUUCUUGGCCACAUUUGAUGAUCGAUCCGUAACAACUGCUACUGAUCAAACUAUAACCUGUGCUAUCACCGGAUUGUCAGCAGAAACUCCUGUCACUUGGAUAGGACCUGAUGAUAACGAGAUAUCUAGCUCCGACACUAGCAACUAUGUCAUUAAUCAAGGAUCUUAUUUGUCUGGUAGUAAAUCAUCUUUACUGACCAUCACAACAGCCAAGUUGGCUUCCCUGACAUCAGGAGUGCUAUACAAGUGCAAACUCACAUCCUCGCAGUAUCCUGAUGAGUCACCAGCUGUUGUGAAGCAGAUGGUAUUGACUCUUCUCACCCUGGAUGUUGAACCUACGAACAAAGAAGUGGAAUCAGGGACAGAAACAACAGUAUCCUGCGUCAUUUCUGGUAUAACUCAACAAAUUGACACUAUUGUUUGGAGAAAGGACGGCAACGAUGUUACGACUUUGUCAGGAAGCAACUAUGUUGUAUCUGCAGGAACUUAUGGUUCCAAUUCUCAAACUACAACACUCACUGUAAAAGCCGCUGCUAAUACAGCUGACUCAACCUACACUUGUGCUAUCACAUCUGAUGAGUGGCUUGUGUCGAAUAGGGAGACAACUGUGGUUCUGAACGUAUUUGUACUGUCACUGGUGGACAGAACUGUCUCAACUGCAACGGAUCAGACGAUUACAUGUUCCAUCACUGGACUAUCACAAGACUCCUCUGUCACAUGGAUAGAUCCUGACAACAGCCAAAUUUCUGUACUCGACACCCCCAAUUAUGUUAUUGAUCAAGCCACUUAUGUCUUUGGGAACAAACAACCAACAUUAACCAUCACGGCAUCCAAAUUAAGCAGUCUUACAUCCGGAGAUAGAUUCAAGUGCCAACUCAGAUCCUCUCUGUUUUCUCUGUAUUCUCCUGAUGUGACGAACGAGAUGGUUCUUACUUUCUUGAAUCUAGAUGUCGAAUCUAAGAACAAAGAAGUAGAAUCGGGAACAGAUGCUACGAUUUCUUGUGUCAUUUCUGGUAUAACUCAACAACUUGAUGCUGUUGUCUGGAGGAAGGAUGGCACCGAUGUAACAACUUUGUCAGGAAGCAACUAUGAUGUAUCUGCAGGAACUUAUGGUUCCAAUUCUCAAACUACUACACUUAGUGUAAAAGCUGCUGCUAAUACAGCUGACUCAACCUACACUUGUGCUAUCACAUCUAAUGAGUGGCUUCAGACCAACAAGCAGACCGAUGUUAUCCUGAACGUUUUCUCUGUUGUUUUUGAAGACAAAUCUGUCACGACUGCAACCAAUCAAGAUCUUAUCUGCACGAUCAGUGGAUUGUCACAGGACACCCCUGUUACUUGGAUAGAUCCUGAUAACAAUGAAAUAUCAGACUCUGACACCAAUAACUAUGUCAUUGCUCAAGGCAAUCUCAUCUUUGGAAGCAAAGCCUCAACUCUGACCAUCAAGACAGCCAAGUUUGCUUCUCUAUCUUCAGGAGAAGUGUUCAAAUGUAAACUGAAGUCUGCUAUCUAUCCUACUGACUCCCCGGAGGUGGUGAAUGAGAUGACUCUGACCCUGCUAACACUGGAUGUUUUGCCAACCGAUAAAGAAGUAGAGACAGGAACAGAUACAACCAUUUCUUGUGUGAUUACCGGCAUCAGCCAACAAUUGGAUGCUUUUGUUUGGAGAAAAGAUGGUACCGACGUUACAACUUUGUCUGGAAGCAACUAUGUUGUAUCUGCUGGGACUUACGGUUCCAACUCUCAAACUACAACACUUACAGUGAAAGCUGCUGCUGAUACAGCUGACUCAACCUACACUUGUACUAUCACAUCUAAUGAAUGGCUGGUGACAAAUAGAGAGACAAAUGUCAUCCUGAACGUAUUUGCGGUCACAUUUGAGGACAGAUCAAUAACAACUGCUACUGAUCAAGCUAUAACCUGUGGUAUUACUGGUUUGUCAGCAGAAACUCCUGUCACUUGGAUAGGACCUGAUGAUAACGAGAUAUCUAUCUCCGAGACCAACAAUUACGUUAUUGAUCAGGGGGCUUAUGUCCUGGGAAGCAAAUCAUCAUCGUUGACCAUCACGACAUCAAAAAUAGGCUCGCUCACAUCUGGAGAUAAAUUCAAGUGUAAACUGAAAUCUAGUCAGUAUGCCACGUACUCUCCCGAUGUUGUUAAUGAGAUGACCCUUACUUUACUGACGCUAGAUGUCGAACCCAAGGAUAAGGAAGUUGAAUCAGCAACUGAUGCGACCAUCUCUUGUGUUAUUUCUGGUAUCACCCGACAACUUGACGCUGUAGUUUGGAGAAAAAGUGGAACCGAUGUUACAUCUUUGCCAGGAAGCAACUAUGUUGUAUCUGCAGGGUCUUACGGAUUCAACUCUCAAACUACAACACUCACUGUAAAGGCUGCUGUUAAUACAGCUGACUCUACCUAUACUUGUGAUAUCACAUCCAAUGAGUGGCUUCAGACCAACAAGCAGACAGAUGUAAUUUUGAACGUAUUCGCUGUCCAGUUUGACGAUGUUUCCCUCCCUCCUCCAACCGAACUAUCAAUUUCGUGCAUAAUAACUGAACUUUCACAAAACACACCGAUCACAUGGAUAGGACCUGAUGAUAUCGAAAUAUCCGACUCUGACACCAACAACUACGUUAUAAAUCAAGGAACUUAUGUCUUUGGCAAUAAAGCUUCUACUUUGAAUAUCAAAGAAGCCAAACUGUCAACUCUAACAACAGAGUCCGUAUUCAAGUGUAAACUAAAGUCCGCGCUCUACCCCACUAUAUCUCCUGAAGUAGUAAAGGAGAUGACUCUCACGUUUUUGGAACUAGCCAUUGAGCCCACGGACAAGGAAGUAGAGACCGGAACAGAUGCUACUUUAUCCUGUAUAGUUACUGGAACUACUAAACAACUAGAAGCUGUUGUUUGGAGGAAAAGUGGAACCGAUGUAACAACUUUGUCAGAAGACAACUAUGAUGUAUCAGCAGGAACUUAUGGUUCCAACUCUCAAACUACAACACUCACUGUAAAGGCUGCUGGUAAUACAGCUGACUCUACCUACACUUGUGUUAUUACUUCCAACGAGUACCAAGAAACGAACAAAGAAACUUUAGUGACUUUAAAUGUGUUCGGCAUGACAUUUGAUGAUAAGGCUAUGACAACUGCAACCGAUCAAGAUCUUACCUGCACUAUCAGUGGACUAUCACAAAACACUCCAAUCACUUGGAUAGAUCCUGACAAUAAUGAGAUAUCUGACUCUGACACCAACAACUAUGUCAUUGAUCAAGGCAAUCUUGUUUUUGGAAGCAAAGCCUCAACACUAACCAUCAAACAAACAAAGUUAGCGACACUCGCUACUGGAUCUGUGUACAAAUGUACAUUGAAAUCUUCUCUUUAUCCAACCUAUUCUCCUGAUGUGGUGAAGGAGUCGACUCUUACCUUUUUGGGUCUAAACAUUCAACCAACUAACAAGGAAAUCGAAACCGGAACUGAGACAACAAUAUCUUGCAUCGUUACCGGAAUAACCAGUAAACUUGACGCUAUUGUUUGGAGGAAAGAUGGUACCGAUGUUACAACUUUGUCAGGAAGCAACUAUGUUGUAUCUGCAGGGACUUACGGUUCCAACUCUCAGACCACGACUCUAAACGUAAAAGCUGCUGUCAAUACAGCUGACUCAACCUACACUUGUGCUAUUACAUCUGAUGAGCAUCGGGAGACGGACAAGGGGACUGUUGUGACAUUGAACGUGUUCUCUGUGUCAUUGGAGGACAGAACUGUUACAACUGCCACGGACCAGACGAUAACAUGUACUUUGAGUGGAUUGUCACAGGACACAUCUGUCACAUGGAUAGAUCCUGACAAUAACGAUAUCACCGACACUGAUACCAACAACUACGUCAUCAAUCAGGGAAAACUUAUAUUCGGAAGCAAAGCUGCAACCCUGACAAUUACAACUGCCAAAAUUGCAACGUUGACCUCCGGAGAUAGGUUUAGGUGUAGAGUGAAGUCUAGUCUGUACGCUACUUAUUCUUCUGAUGUAGUCAAGGAAAUGACACUCUCCUUCCUUACUCUUGAUGUUCAACCAACAAACAAAGAAAUAGAAUCUGGGACCGAUGCUACUGUGUCAUGCAUCAUCACCGGCGUCAGUCGACAGCUUGAUACUGUUGUUUGGAGAAAGGACGGCACCGACGUAACGACUUUGUCAGGAAUCAACUAUGUUGUGUCUGCAGGAACUUACGGUUCCAACUCUCAAACUACAACACUGACUGUAAAAGCUGCUGCUAAUACAGCUGACUCAACCUACGCUUGUGCUAUCACAUCUGAUGAGUGGCUUGUGACCAAUCAACAGACGAGUGUGAUAUUGAACGUUUUCGUCGUUACAUUUGAGGAUCAAUCUAUCACUACUGCUACUAAUCAAGCUAUAACCUGUGGUAUUACUGGUUUGUCAGCAGAAACUCCUGUCACUUGGAUAGGACCUGAUGAUAACGAGAUAUCUAUCUCUGACACCAACAAUUACGUUAUUGAUCAGGGGGCUUAUGUCCUGGGAAGCAAAUCAUCUUCGUUGACCAUCACGACAUCAAAAAUAGGCUCGCUUACAUCUGGGGAUAAAUUCAAGUGUAGACUGAAAUCUAGUCAGUAUGCCACGUACUCUCCCGAUGUUGUCAAUGAGAUGACCCUUACUUUACUGACGCUAGGUACGGAAAACUUUACUAUUUUUAUUAAAUAGUAAAUAUCUCAUUUAUCGAAACUACAAAUUUUUGUUUAAUUGGUUCA